AUGGCAAUUAAAGAAGAAGAGGAAACUCAACAAUACAGUAACAAACGCAGCAUACUCAUUCGGGAAGACCUCGAAUAUUCCGCCCAAAAAAUAUUUACUUAUUCUGCUAUUGGUUUAACCGCCAUUGGCAUUUAUGUCUAUCCAUUAACGGAAAAUUCUGGUUCGGAAUCAUCCCCACCAGAAAGCAACCUUAAUCAGUCUGAAUUAGACCCCGUGGCUAAAUUUCAGCAAAGACAAGCCCGAACGGAACAAUUAAAUAAUUAUGGAAAUCCAACCACUCAAAUUAUCACUUACACCCUAAUUGCUACAGCAGUAGUAGGAAUAUUUGUUUAUCAUUACGUUAAAAGAGCCUUAAAAGGUUUUUAUGAAGAAAAUUUGAAACAAACCAUUGAGACUAAAACUGCUUACUAUGAGAACUUACUAAAAGAAAAUAUUGCUUUUAGUCAGAAUACUCAAAAAAUAGCCAUUGCCUUGGGAACUGCCAAUUCUUCUGAGCAGCAGAGAUUACUUGUUCCCAGAAAGAAAUUGGUGAACCAAAUUAUAAAAACGAAAAGAAAUAAUAUGACCAUCAAUUACAAAUAUAUCGCCUUGGGAAUAUUGGUUAGUUAUCUAGGACUUUAUGUCUAUAAUUUAACCCAAAUGCCCCAGGAAAGCAAAAGUAAGAGAGCCAUGCGGCUCUUAACCGAAUAUAAUGCUCGUCGUUUUGGAGAUAAAUUACAGCAAAAAUUAAAAGAUAAAGAAAAUAUGCUAAACACUAAUUUAAAUAAUUCAAAUCCAACUCCUUUAUUUCAAUAUCCCCAGCAAAAUUACACUUGUGAUAAAUGCGGAGGGGAAUUUCAAAAAACUAUCACCUAUUCUCCCGCUCAAAAUAAGCAGGAAUUAGAUAAACAACCAACUUACUGUUCUAAUUGUGCUGAACCUAAUUUAUUGGUUCCAGUUAAAAUUCAAAGGAGCAAGAAAGUUAAGGCUAAAAGAAAUCCCGUGGCUUAUUAUCAAUGUAUGUCGGCUUGUUGUCAGCAAGGGAUUAGUCCUAAAAGAAUUACUCAAAUAGCCCAUGAAUGUAAACAUAAUAGUGUGGGUCUUUUACAGGAAAGAACUAAUGAAAUUAGGAAAUUAAAUGAGGCUUAUCAGCAAAUUGGGAUUUGCUUGACUAAUUUAUUGCAACCU
Molecule: messenger RNA, 1167 nt
Organism: Racocetra fulgida
Lineage: Eukaryota; Fungi; Glomeromycota; Glomeromycetes; Diversisporales; Gigasporaceae
Source: the annotation of a GenBank genome assembly